Messenger RNA from Cucumis sativus (cucumber), 962 nucleotides. RefSeq names its product CBS domain-containing protein CBSX2, chloroplastic. The transcript is spliced from 8 exons. The record is from RefSeq and is a predicted model, not a curated record. NCBI's taxonomy places the organism in Eukaryota, Viridiplantae, Streptophyta, Magnoliopsida, Cucurbitales, Cucurbitaceae. Bases 74 to 721 code for a protein of 215 amino acids.
UUACUUUCUAAAUUCAUUCCAAAAAUUCUCUCAAUUAGUUUUCGAUUCUCCGCCGCAAUAACCCAUUAAAGAAAUGGCCUCAAUUUCUACUCCCUACGUUCCCUCUGUUUUUCCCAACUCACGAUUGCCGACGACCCAACUCCGGCAUGCCGGGUAUCGGUCUCCAGUUGUCGCGUUGGCAUUUUCCGGUCACCGUGUGUCCAGUUCUAUUCCGUUUAGGAAUGGAUCGUAUGCGGUUGGAGAUUUCAUGACAAAGAAGGGGAAUUUGCAGGUUCUUAAGCCUUCCACGAGUGUUGAGGAAGCCUUGGAAGUUCUGGUGGAGAAGAGUCUAUCUGGGUUUCCUGUAGUUGAUGACGAUUGGAAACUGGUUGGCGUUGUCUCAGAUUAUGAUUUGUUAGCAUUGGACUCAAUUUCAGGUGUGGGUGGUGGUGACAUCAUUAAUAUAUUUCCAGAUGUUAACUGUAGCUGGGAAAGCUUCAAGUUGAUACAGAAAUUGUUGAGCAAAAAGAAUGGAGAAGUUGUAGGAGAUUUAAUGACACCUGCUCCAUUGGUUGUUAGUGAAACCAUGAACUUUGAAAAUGCUGCCAGACUAUUGCUUGAAACAAAGUUCCAUCGUUUACCCGUGGUAGAUUGUGAAGGAAAGUUGGUGGGAAUCAUUACAAGAGAAGACAUAGUCAGAGUUGGCUUAGAGAUGAAACGCACACAAGAAGAUACAUUUUGAAGUUCAAAGAAUCAAACAAAUAAUGUUAUCACCCAUUAUUUUUUAUAGACACAUAACAAUUUUGACUCUCAUUUAAUGUGUAGCAUCAUUCAUUUAUCCCAUACCUUAUUGAUAUGUAUUUUCAUGUAUAAUUUAUUAAUUUUAUUUUUUAUAGUUUAUUGAGUGAUUCCAAACUUUUAUAUGACUAAAGAUUGAUAAAUUGUGAUUUGAUUAGCUAUGGAUGCACCAUAAUAUUUUUCUA